Messenger RNA from Pygocentrus nattereri (red-bellied piranha), 722 nucleotides. It is a transcript of the gene selenow1, whose product is annotated as selenoprotein W, 1. Gene Ontology annotation, cellular component: cytosol. Gene Ontology annotation, biological process: response to selenium ion. The record is from RefSeq and is a predicted model, not a curated record. The transcript is spliced from 6 exons. NCBI's taxonomy places the organism in Eukaryota, Metazoa, Chordata, Actinopteri, Characiformes, Serrasalmidae.
CGCCUCGCUUAUUUCAUAACAACCGAGACAAUCGGUCCGAGACCAGCCACACUGGUGCCUGCGCCUCUUCGACAAGCCGAUCCUUGUAGGCAUUGUUUGGACCAGACAAGGUCCGUCACCACUGCAGCAAUGGGCGUCAAAAUUCACAUAGUCUACUGCGGUGGAUGAGGGUAUAGGCCCAAGUACACCAAACUCAAGACGUUGCUUGAGGGUGAAUUUCCAGGCGACCUUGAGAUUUCUGGUGAGGGCACCCCCACAACAUCUGGGUGGUUUGAGGUGGAGGUGAAUGGCAAGCUGGUACAUUCAAAGAAGAAUGGUGAUGGCUUCGUGGACAGUGAACAGAAAAUGGCCAAGAUUGUGAGUGCUAUUGAGAAGGCCAUGGACAAAUGAGGCUAUGCUGAUGUUAGAGUUUGUUUGUCUCUGUUUGUUGAUCUCCCUGGCAGUGCAACAAUGAUGGUGACUUCCGAAGUGUCUUUGACACGGACGUUGCUUGAUGCUUCUCGCGCUUCCAGGGGGGAGGCUCUCGGAGUGGGCAAACUCUACUUCUGAAGUUGUUUUACAUAACGUUAAGGGAAUUUACACAGACAGAACAUCUUCAGCUUUGUUCUUUUUUUUUUUUUUUUUUUAAGCAUUUCCCUGUUACUGAAAACGCACAAGCAACAUUUUGGCUUUGGAAUAUUUUGAAUAUUCAUGCAAUAAUAAAAAGGAAAUAAAUUGUCAAA